GACCUCCAAGAUAGUACAUGAAGGGAAAUAAGUGAUGACACGAACGCAGCAUGCAUGCAUGCAUCAUCAGGGUGCUUGACAAUGUAUACCAUUGCAGACCAUCUGACACUGCGUAGAACAAUGUCAAGCCAUGCCCGCCCGUCUGUCCAUCACCUUGCCACUUCUUGUACUCAGCAGAGGGACGCUGGCGGUCCUCUUCGAGAAGCAGGGAACGUCUGCCACUGUCUACUACGACUUAACAAAUUCCUUUUGCACUUCUGAGGACUCGAUAACGGGCGGUGGUCAAUGGGCCUUGGGGCCUAACAAUCAGCCUACCAAGUGCGCGCCGAACGCUGGGUACCGAUCCCCUGCUCAAAUCGGCAGCAAUUCGAUCGUCGCCUUCAACCAAGAUUUAGUCUGGGCAAACCGAGCCAAAUGGUGUGGAAAGCAAGUUCAGAUCUUCGACGCUUCUGGUAAAGAGAUUCACGGACCGGACGGUCCGUUCUACAUCUGGGAUUCAUGUGAAAAUUGCGCCAAGGAUGACCACAUCGACUUGUCUGCCGAGGCUUGGUCAGCUCUUGGUGGAGAAUGUACCGUCAAUAACCCGUCUGGCAUCAGCUAUAAAGUCUUGGAUACAAAUAUCAAGCAGUGGAGGCCCGACAGCCCCGCGGGCGACAACCCAGAUCCAGUCUCGAGCGUAGGCCUUAGCUCUGCUUCCAUUCAGAUCGUAGCCUCCGCUCCUGUUUCCAGUUCAGCCGUUCAGGCUGCUGUCGGAAGUUCCUGCACAUAUGGCAGGUACCAGUGCGUUGGGGCAACUUUGCAACAAUGUAAUAACGUCGGACAGCCCGCCAGACUUGAUUGGCAGACCAUCGUCCCGGCUUGCGCCAAUUACUGUGAUGUGACGAGAACCCCAGUAUGCGGGUGAGGGAGAAGGCAAGCAAUGUAAUCGAGGUAGCAAGUGAUAUACCCGCUUUUGAACGAAGAGGCCUGAUACA
Molecule: messenger RNA, 974 nt
Organism: Kockovaella imperatae
Lineage: Eukaryota; Fungi; Basidiomycota; Tremellomycetes; Tremellales; Cuniculitremaceae
Exons: 5
Coding region: 131-904 (257 amino acids)
Source: RefSeq, a predicted model, not a curated record